GCCGGGAGUCCGAGAGCCGCCGGUUACUCUUCCGAGCGCCUUUCAGGAAACCCAGGGCGGGGGGCGACUGUGCAGGAAGUCGGGAAGCGAGUGGCAGGCUGGUCACCAGCCGCUGACAAGUAGAGAAGCACACAUGGAGCUAGAGAUGGCGCGCCCGGGGGCGCACAUGUGUGCAGAGCCCUGGGCACGUCUCCGUGCCGGGUGGGCACCUGUCGUGUGAGUAGCUCCGGGCGUGGCUGCCCCUCAGACGUUCCCGGUCUGUAGGAUUUAUCUCUGCCGGCCUACCUCCCCCAUCUCUGGAGAGGAAGGAGGAGAACGUAAGAAGUUUAACCGAGCUGGGACUGAGCAGAUUAAGAGAGUGGAGCAGAGGCUGGGCCGAGAGGGUGGGGACUACGGGCUCUGGUUGCUGGGACCCACCUCUCUGACCCAUCUUCCAGCCGGAGAGGCAUUUUAAGAAGACUGGCGUGACAAAGGUGGUUCCGAAAUGUCUAGAAAGUCCGAGCAAGUGAUGAUCACUGAGUAAGUGGCAUUGGGCUGAGCUGCUGGCUAAUUUGGGGACGAGAGGGAUGCUAGCUCUUAGGAAGGCAAGGAGGAAACUAAGGAUGGGGACCAUCUGCUCCCCCAACCCCAGCGGGACAAAGACAGCAUCGGAGGUCUGCAAUGCCGACUGGAUGGCCUCGCUCCCCCUUCACCUCCACAAAGUCCCCCUAUCCAAUCUGGCAAUCCCAGGAUCCCAUGAUUCUUUCAGCUACUGGGUAGAUGAAAAGUCCCCAGUGGGGCCUGAUCAAACCCCAGCUAUCAAACGCCUUGCCAGGAUCUCCUUGGUGAAGAAGCUAAUGAAGAAAUGGUCUGUGACUCAGAACCUGACCUUCCGUGAGCAGCUGGAGGCUGGGAUCCGCUACUUUGACCUGCGUGUGUCUUCUAAGCCAGGGGAUGCUGACCAGGAGAUCUACUUCAUCCAUGGGCUUUUUGGCAUCAAGGUUUGGGAUGGGCUGAUGGAGAUUGAUGCGUUCCUCACACAGCACCCUCAAGAGAUUGUCUUCCUGGAUUUCAACCACUUCUAUGCCAUGGAUGAAGCCCAUCACAAAUGCCUGAUUCUCCAGAUCCAGGAGGCCUUUGGAAACAAGUUAUGCCCAACCUGCAGUGUGGAAAGUAUGACGCUGAGAACCCUGUGGGAGAAGAAGUGCCAGGUCCUUAUUUUCUACCACUGUCCCUUCUACAAGCAAUACCCUUUCCUGUGGCCAGGAAAGAAGAUUCCAGCACCUUGGGCAAAUACCACGAGUGUGCACAAACUAAUCAUUUUCUUGGAGACCACCCUAAGUGAGCGAGCACCACAUGGCUCCUUCCAUGUCUCCCAGGCAAUUCUCACCCCCAGAGUGAAGACCAUCGCCCGAGGCCUGGUUGGGGGCCUCAAGAACACUCUGGUUCAUAGGAAUCUUCCUGCCAUCCUGGAUUGGGUGAAGACUCAGAAACCUGGAGCCAUGGGUGUCAACAUCAUCACGUCUGACUUUGUGGACCUGGUGGACUUUGCCACAACCGUGAUAGAGUUGAAUGACCUUCUACAGGAUGACAAAGCUUUUACUAAAUGCUGA
This is a messenger RNA of Castor canadensis (American beaver), 1592 nucleotides long. RefSeq names its product phosphatidylinositol specific phospholipase C X domain containing 2 (gene Plcxd2). Gene Ontology annotation, molecular function: phosphoric diester hydrolase activity. Lineage: Eukaryota; Metazoa; Chordata; Mammalia; Rodentia; Castoridae. The record is from RefSeq and is a predicted model, not a curated record. Gene Ontology annotation, biological process: lipid metabolic process.